AUGAAAAGUACCUAAAUGACAAAAGAAUAAAUAUUAGAGGAGUAUACUCUCUAUAAAAGGUAUGUUCAACAUCUACAAUCGACAAUGCUAUAAAAUGAAGGUCAAAUCUAGAGAGAAAUCAAAGUAAAUGUGAUAAGGACUGAAGCUUAUGAAAUUGAUAUAAAGGUUAAGAGAAAUAGAGACAAUUUACCAAUCAGGACUAAUUACUAUAAAAGUAUGCCAGGUAAUAUUAGAUUACAACAUCCUACUCCAGUACUUUUGGAACGUUUAAGUAGAAUUUUAGUUAUAUUUUAAUAUAGCCCCUUUAUCUAUUCCAACAAAAUUAACAGAGGAAAUAGAAGAACAUGUAUAAAAUUUAGAAUAAGGAUUGGCUAAAAGUAUAGAUGAUAGUAAACAUUAUUUGAGAUUGGAACAUAAAUUAUUUAUAGAUUUUUUUUUUGAGAAAUUCAAAGACAGAUUUAAUUCAUUAUAAGUUGUUUUUUAAUUGCAACAAUUAGCUUAAGCAAUAGGUUGUUCAGCAGAUUAAAUUUAAUCAUAUUAUUUAGCUAAACAAGCAAAAAAGUAUGAUUAAUUUGUAAAUUUUAAUGUAAAAUAUCAAUUUGUAAGAUUCAAUCGAUAUUUUUGUCCAAUUUGUAAUUUAUAUCUAUGUAGUUUACAUUAUCAGUAUAUAUAAUGAUAUAUAUAUAUUUUAGUUCAAAAAAUCAAAGAUUAUAUAUAGAGAAAGAACCAGAAGAAGAACCUUAAGAUUAAUAGAAAGAUGAUCCUACUCAUCAUGAUAAUUUUUAUGAAACUGAAUUUAAACCAAAUUCUUUAUUAUUGAGAGAAAUAUUUGGUAGAUAUAAAUUAAAUAAUAAAAUGGAAAUGGAAUAAAGAUGUAGAGAUAUUACAUAAUGUGGAAAAUAUGGUAUUGAUUAAAUGAAAAUGAAAAAGUUUUAAUAAAAAUCAAUAGAAUAAAUGUUAGAAUUUGGAUUUAGUAAUUGUUGUUUUAUGGCAAAAGUAUUAACUCAUAGAAUUUAUCCUAUAUCUUGUUAAUAAAUUAAUUAUUUAAUAAAAACUUUAAAAAGUUAAAGUAAGAAACAUAUAACAAAUGGAAAACGUAAAUAAUAAUAAGCAUCAAAAAAAUAAAAUUUAAAUAAUUAUGCUUAAUAAUAUAUACCAUGUUUUCAUGAAGGAGAAUGUGGAUCUAAUUCUUGUACUUGUGUUACAUGUCAUAAAUAUUGUUGUUGUAAAGGUUAAUGUUAAUAGAAAGGUAAAUCAUGUGAUUGUAGAGUAUGUGGUUAUGAUGAAAAAAAAUAAAAACAUUCAUGUCCUUGUUAUAUUAGUGGAUAUGAAUGUGAUCCUUAAUUAUGUAAAUGUUAAUCAUGUUCAAAUAAGAAUCUAUUACUUUAAGCUAGAAAAUAACUUGUUUUAGGUAAAUCAUUAAUAUGUAAUGGACUUGGAUUAUUUGCAGCUUAAAAUUUUAAAGUAUGUGAUUUUGUAGGUGAAUAUACAGGAAAUUAUAUAUUAUUAGAUGAUGAAAGUAUGGCUAUUGAAUGUAAUUUUAAUAAUUAUAUUUUAGAAUGUGAUUGGAUUACUAAUAAUCAUUACUUAUUUGAAGUUGAUGAUAAAUGGUAAGUAGAUGGAACCUAUUAUAGUAAUUGUUUGAGAUAUAUUAAUCAUGCUACAAAGAAAUCAGAUUUAGCUAAUUGUUAAGCUUAAAUUCUAUUCUCUGAAGGUAGAUGGAGAAUUGCUAUGUAUAAAUUUACACAUAUUAUUACUAGGUUCACUACUAAGAAUAUAUCAAUUGGAGAAGAAUUAUUCUUUGAUUAUGGAGAUAAAUUUUUAACCAAAUGGUUAACUGACUUUAACAAAUUAUGUGACGAUUACUACAAAAAAUGA
Molecule: messenger RNA, 1878 nt
Organism: Paramecium pentaurelia
Lineage: Eukaryota; Ciliophora; Oligohymenophorea; Peniculida; Parameciidae
Source: the annotation of a GenBank genome assembly